GGAAAAAUGACUGAUCAGAUUUCGAUGGAUGAUGCCGGGCCGCGGAAAUCGCGGGGACAGCAGAACGUGCACAACCAAUGGGAUACACUAAUGAAUCCGGAUAUCACGGAUCCUUUGGUCUUUAACAAUCGAACACCCACAUCGAUGCUGAGCCGCAAGGCCACUACCCUGGUGCUGCCGGACUUUUCACGCUUCACAUUGGCCAAUCUGGCAUCUCUGCCUUCGGACAGUGCCGGCGAUAUAGAGACCGCGCAAUCACAUGCCGUGGAUCAGCUGACAACGCCAGCGCCGAUCUCCAAGUACACAGAUCGUGUGGUGGACGAUAUACUGCAGCAGAUCUUUGAGGAGCGACGCGGCGACUUUACGGCAACAUCCUCGCACUGCGACCUGGCCGUUGUGAAGUGGGCCAAGUCCAAGAAGGAGCUGCAUGUCGAUGCGCGUCUCAAGUACUGGCGCGAGAUGAUGCAGCGACGCCGCAAGCUGCAGGUUCGAGUGCAGAAACUCACGGGCAAGAAUGCCGCCGAAGUGCUGUUCAAUCGACCCGCCACUCUGGAGAAUCGUAACGAGCAGACGGUGAAGCGUCUGCUGGAGUACGCGGAGCGCAUGAAGUGCCAGAAGCUGAUGGUGAAGACCGUGUCCGCGCUGCGAGAGUUCCGGGAUCCCUGCACGUGUACGAUCAUCCGGGAACUGCUCGAGACUCUGCCCAAGGCAGAACGCGAUGGCUACAAGGACGUGGAGAUCAUAGGCCUGCCAGAUGUGACCAAGCGAGAGCUUUUGGGCAGAGAGGCAAUGGGCCAGGAUCUGCCACGUGGCUGGCUAAAGUCCAACGUCCUGGAUGAGCGUCUCGAAAAGCGAUUCGGCCACAUUUGCAAUGUUCUCGACUUUUUCCCCGAUCUGGAUAACCUGCAGGUCACGGGCAUCAAUAUCGAGCGGCUCAGGCGUGUGCCAUCGACCACCUUUAUGGGUGCACCAUCCCUAAGGACCAUAACCAAUAGCUCAUCGUUGCCCUGCCACGAGGAGUGCGAAUACGAGUCGUAUACGGAGUAUCAAACGCCUUCCGUAGAGGCGGCCGAAGUACCGCAGCUGGGGCUGCGGAUCAACAAGAAGGACUACAUCCCAGGCGAAGGCGAUGAGGGUCUCAACGAGUGCUUUGAAAUACUGAUAAAGUUCUCCUGCGAUCCCUUCCAGCGCAGUGCCCAGCAUAUCCUGCAGCUGACCAACAUUGGCCAGCAGACGCUGUCCUUCGCGUGGAAACAGGGUGUCUACUACUACAAUCGGGGCUCCCUGCUGCUGGCCAAGGACAAUGAGUUCCUUUUCGACCUGGAUAGCUUUCGUUUGACCUACGGCGAGACCCGGAACAUCAUCGUAAUGUAUCAGCCACGAAAGGUGAGCAUGGCCGUGGAACUGUGGUUCUUAAGCGUGGACCCCAGGAUAUUCUGCAGCAACAAGGAGUCGCUGUUGGUCCGCUUACACGGCUGCUGUACCACCCCAAAGGAAUACAGGGCCAAGCUGAGGGAGCUCCGCUGCAUUCCCAUAUGCAAGGCGAACACCGAAGAAGUCAAUCAAUUGACCACAAGACUGGGCACAAUAUCGCCCUUGGUAGUGCCGCCGCCCGCCUGCUGUCCCUACGAUCGGACGUUGGAUGAACGGGAGAUCUUUAAUGCCUUGAAUCCGGGCCAUCAUUGCUGUCGUUUCGACGAUCUGGAGGUGCUCAAGGGUCUGCACCAGCAACUGAAGAAGCCACGUGAACGGCCAUGGGAUCUGCGGCUGGACACCAUCAAGGAGUACAUAAUGCGCAUCGAAACGUUGGAGGAUCGCGAGAAGCUCUUCAUCCUGUACAUGGAUAUCCUGGCCAAUAUGCUGGAGCCGUCGUGCAGCCUGGACGACAUCCGGCAGAUGGACACACAGAAGCAACGCUCGCGUUUCAUCUACGUCCGCGGCGUCAUCUGCAAUGGCAUCGAGGAGUGGGAGGAUCUCAUGUGCACCAUCGAGGAAUCGUUCUUUAAGCCAGAACUGCAGCGUUACUACAUCACUCUCUUGCAGCAGCUGCAGGAGGAGGAGGAGGGUGACGAGCCGGUUCAGGAUCUGAGUACAUUGACCACACUCUCACCCGCAGAUCUGGAGAAACUGCUCGAAGUCUAUGCCGAAGAAGAGCUGGACGAGGAGAAGAUCAAAUCCAUUGUGUUGUCAAAGCUCUACCAUUCGAAAUACUUUCGGGACACCCUCUUUAUACAGACCUACUCACAUUUGUGCAACAUAGCCGAAGAUAUUGUAUCUGUCAUCGAAAGCACAGAUGUUGUACCAAUAUAGAAACAUA
Drosophila persimilis is the source of this 2317-nucleotide messenger RNA. RefSeq lists its product as uncharacterized. Bases 7 to 2310 code for a protein of 767 amino acids. The transcript has a single exon. The record is from RefSeq and is a predicted model, not a curated record. Lineage: Eukaryota; Metazoa; Arthropoda; Insecta; Diptera; Drosophilidae.